AUGGUUAAAAAAGCAGUAGAUUCGCGGAUUCCAGCUCUUAUUCGCAAUGGAAUUCAAGAAAAAAACCGGAGCUUUUUUGUUGUUGUUGGGGAGAGAGCUAAAGAUGUUAUUGUCCAUCUCCACUACAUUAUGUCAAGCAUGGAUAUGAAGCAAAAUAAAUCAGUUCUCUGGGCAUAUAAACAUAAACUUCUUGGAUUCACUAGCCACCGCAAAAAGCGCGAAAAUAAAAUCAAGAAAGAAGUAAAAAGAGGCAUCAGAGAAGCGAAUACAGAGGAUCCCUUUGAGCUGUUUGUAUCUUUACAUAAUAUUCGAUAUGUAUAUUAUAAAGAGACCGAGAAAAUACUAGGUAACACCUACGGAAUGUGUAUCUUGCAGGACUUCGAAGCAAUUACACCUAAUCUCUUGGCAAGGACCAUUGAAACUGUGGAGGGCGGUGGAAUGUUGAUUCUUUUACUCAAGGCACACGAUGAAGUCGUUGCAAGAUUUAAUGAAAGGUUCAUAUUAUCAUUAGGAAAGUGCGAAUCUUGUCUCGUUAUCGAUGAUGAACUCAAUGUUCUACCUAUAUCUGGAGGUAAGAAUGUAGUGGCGCUCCCACCUCCAGACCUAGAUGAAGCCAAAAGCGAAUCCCAAAUCGAAUUGGAAAAGACAAAGGAAGAGUACAACGACAAACAACCCAUCGGAUCCUUAAUCGCCAUUUCCAAGACUACAGAUCAAGCGAAGGCCUUGUUAUCUUUUGUUGACGCUAUCACAGAGAAAUCUUUGCGAGGAACCGUGACUCUUACAGCUGCUAGAGGGCGUGGAAAGUCAGCAGCUCUCGGUGUCGCAAUAGCAGCUGCAGUUUCUCAUGGUUACAGUAAUAUAUUUAUUACUUCACCAAGCCCUGAAAAUCUGAAAACACUCUUUGAGUUUAUUUUCAAGGGAUUCGAUGCCUUAAAUUAUCUAGACCAUGAGGACUAUUCCAUCAUUCAGUCAACAAAUCCUGACUUUAACAAAGCUAUAGUCCGCGUUAAUAUUCAUAGACAACAUCGGCAAACUAUACAAUACAUUAGACCUCAGGACGCACAAGUUUUGGGUCAAGCGGAGCUACUUGUCAUCGAUGAAGCAGCAGCUAUUCCAUUGCCCUUAGUACGUAAACUUAUGGGACCGUAUUUGGUAUUCAUGGCGUCAACAAUCAACGGUUACGAGGGAACAGGAAGAUCAUUGUCCUUGAAGCUUAUAAAGCAACUUCGCGAUCAAUCGAGAGUAGUUAGUAAACCUAGCAAAAGUGAUAUGGUAUUAGCAGACCGCUCGACAGGAAAAUCCGCUAAGCUUCACGAUCCAAAUUUUGGAGGGAGUAGGACACUUCGUGAAGUAACAUUACACGAACCAAUCCGAUAUUCAAAAGGGGACCCGGUCGAAAGAUGGCUCAAUUCUCUCCUUUGUCUCGACGCUACACUUCCCAGAUCUUCCCUUAAUACGUCGCAAGGAUGUCCUGAUCCUUCACAAUGUGAACUACUCAGCGUUAAUCGAGAUACGCUUUUUUCAUUCCAUGAGGUUUCAGAAAAAUUCUUACAACAAAUAAUUGCCUUAUAUGUGGCCAGUCAUUACAAAAACUCUCCAGAUGAUCUCCAAUUAAUGAGUGACGCUCCUGCGCACAGGGUAUUUGUCCUUGUACCACCAGUACGAGAAGAUAUGAAGCACCUACCAGAGCCAUUAUGUGUGAUACAGGUUGCUCUAGAAGGUAAGAUAAGUAGAGAGAGUGUUAUGAACAGUUUAAGUAGGGGAAAAAGGGCAGCAGGAGACCUUAUUCCGUGGACUGUGAGCCAACAAUUUCAGGAUGACGAGUUUGCUGGGCUAUCCGGGGCCCGCAUUGUCCGAAUAGCCACAAAUCCAGAGUACAUAAACAUGGGAUACGGGUCUAAAGCUCUUGAACUGUUAAUUGACUUCUACGGAGACAAAUUUACAAACUUGUCCGAGACCAAAAUUGGAAGAGGCGAGGAAUCAAUUAAGAGAAUCACAGACACCGAGCUUGCUAACUCAUCCUUACUUACCGACGAUAUUAAAGUUAGAGAUAUCACAACUAUGCCACCACUUUUCUCCAAAUUAUCAGAUCGUCUCCCUGACAGACUAGACUAUGUCGGAGUGAGCUUUGGUUUGACUCAGCCUCUCCACCGCUUCUGGAAGAGAGCUGCAUUCGCACCUGUUUACUUAAGACAAACUCCGAAUGAGCUAACUGGAGAGCACACUUGUGUCAUGAUAAAGCCCCUUGGGACUAAUAUCUCCUGGCUAGGUUCCUUUUCAAGAGACUUUGAACUACGCUUUCUGAAGCUUCUCAAAUACCAGUUCAAAGAAUUUCCCUCCAUAUUGGCUCUCAGCAUUGAUGAGUCAGCUAGCCUUGGUGCAAAGUUUGAUGAAUCCGACCAAACUCGAUCAUUUUCAAAGGAGGAUCUUGAUCGUAUGAUGUCUCCAUUUGAUUUAAAAAGGCUUGAAUCAUAUGCAAAUAAUAUGCUAGAUUACCAUGUGAUACUUGAUCUAGUUCCGGACCUCGCCUUUGCCUAUUUCAAUGGUCAGCUUAAGUCAAACCUCAAAUUAACUGGUAUUCAGUCUUCAAUUCUUCUGGCUAUUGGGUUACAAUGUAAAGAUUUGACGGAUGUUGAGAAAGAACUUUCAUUACCAUCUUCACAGCUUCUCGCUAUGUUCAUUAAAAUCAUGCGUAAGAUCAGUUCUCAUUUUGCGGAAUUAGUGUCCGAUUCGCACGAAGCCAACAUGCCUGCAAGAGAGGCUAUUGGUGUAAGUAGAGCAGAUGCGAACGCAGCUCUGGACGAUGAGGUCAUCGAUACUCAGUACGUAGCUCUAGAGACAAAUUUAGAGGAAGAGCUUGAAGAGGGUGGAAACGAGGCCUUAAAAGAACUUAAGGAAAAACAAAGGGAGUUGAUAAAUGCUCUUCCCUUAGACCAAUAUGAAAUCGAGCAGGGGGCCCCAGGCUGGGCUGAUGCCGAGAAGCAAGUACUUAAGGCUUCAAAGAGUGGUAAAAAAAACCCAGUCGUCAGUAUCAAGGGUAAAAAGUUAAAGCGGAAGGUGUCAGAAACAGCCGCAGAAAUAUUUGAAUCAGAAAUUGGGGAAAAAAAUUUGAAGAAGUCAAAAAAAUUACAUAGAAAUUAA
Molecule: messenger RNA, 3141 nt
Organism: Blumeria graminis f. sp. triticale
Lineage: Eukaryota; Fungi; Ascomycota; Leotiomycetes; Helotiales; Erysiphaceae
Source: the annotation of a GenBank genome assembly